UCUCUGGUCUAGAGGCCUUUGCAGUAUGUUUCUUGGAUAUCCUUUAAAAAUCUCUUUCAAGAUCGAUUUUAUAUGCAUAUUUGAAUAGAGUGCAGCACAGCAAGAGCAAUCCCUUUUGUUAACAGCCAAAGACUCAUCAUAAAUUGAUGGGCUUUCGUUGUGGGGCCUUUCCAAAGAAAACAGAUACAGAACGAAGGUUCUUAGACAACGGAGCUCGGCUGUUGCAAGACCUAAUCUCUUCGUGCGAUGGCAAAGUAAACCUUUUCAGGAUCUUCUCUGAGGAAGAGCUCAGGAAGGCUACUGACCACUACGAUGAGAGAAGAAUUUUGGGUAAGAAAGGCACCUUCACCUAUUAUAAGGGAACCUAUGAAGACCGCACGAUCGUUGUUAGGACGAUAAGUUCUGAUAGUGCAAAUGAGGAUGACAUGAACUUUGUCUUCAAUGAAAUUGUCAUGUUAUCACAAAUCAGCCAUAGGAAUGUGGUGAAGCUCUUGGGUUGUUGCUUGGAGACUGAAGUUCCCAUGCGGGUUUAUGAAUUUGUCCCCAAUGGAAGUCUUUACCAGCAUAUCCAUGAGACUGAUCUUUCAGGUCGGAUUUCAUGGGAGAAUCGUCUAAGAAUUGUCACUGAAGUUGCGGAUGCACUUACCUAUCUGCACGCUUCAUCUCCCAAGCCAAUCAUACAUAUGCACAUAAAGCCUUCCAAUAUUCUAUUGGACGGAAACUACACUGCAAAAUUAACCAAUUUCAGGAUCUCGGUUUCAAUAUCACCCGACGAAAGAAAUGUAGAAUCAGCUAUUAAAGGCACCGUUGGAUACAUCGAUCCUGAAUAUGCGAGUACUGGGUUAUUCACAGAGAAGAGCGAUGUUUUUGGCUUCGGGUUGCUACUACUUGAGCUUUUAACAGGAGAGAAGACAUUGGACCAGACCAGGGAGGAGCUGUGGUUGGGGAAUCUUGUCAUGUCUUCCAUGAUCAAGAACCAGCUUAGCUCAAUUGUGGAUGUGGGCAUUAUGGAAGAGGGAAAGAUGGAACAAUUCAAAGCUUCUGCAGAGCUUGCCCUAAGAUGCAUCCACGAGAAGGGCGAGGAAAGGCCAACGAUGAAGGAAGUGGUGCAAGAGCUCAAAAGUAUACAAAGGUUCAAGCAUCCUUCAUCCCAAUCAGUUUCCAAUUCCUGAAUUUCCAUCUCUCAUCAAAUGCGUGUUAUGUAUGGUGUCAUACAUGGAUGAUUUAUGCUAUUACAAUUUGAUGUAGAACACAAAGCAAUGUAAUAAAGAGAAGGAAAAAAACAAAAACAGAACUUUG
Magnolia sinica is the source of this 1299-nucleotide messenger RNA. Its product is annotated as wall-associated receptor kinase-like 1. Gene Ontology annotation, molecular function: protein serine/threonine kinase activity; ATP binding. NCBI's taxonomy places the organism in Eukaryota, Viridiplantae, Streptophyta, Magnoliopsida, Magnoliales, Magnoliaceae. Gene Ontology annotation, cellular component: plasma membrane. The coding region runs from base 147 to 1172 and encodes 341 amino acids. Gene Ontology annotation, biological process: cell surface receptor signaling pathway; protein phosphorylation. The transcript has 2 exons. The record is from RefSeq and is a predicted model, not a curated record.